Arxiozyma heterogenica is the source of this 1206-nucleotide messenger RNA. It is a transcript of the gene SSU1, whose product is annotated as Ssu1p. Lineage: Eukaryota; Fungi; Ascomycota; Saccharomycetes; Saccharomycetales; Saccharomycetaceae. The record is from RefSeq and is a predicted model, not a curated record. Gene Ontology annotation, molecular function: sulfite transmembrane transporter activity. The transcript has a single exon. Gene Ontology annotation, cellular component: plasma membrane. Bases 1 to 1206 code for a protein of 401 amino acids. Gene Ontology annotation, biological process: sulfite transmembrane transport; transmembrane transport.
AUGUCUCAAUACGUUGACAACUAUAGUAAUAAUAGAAGUGAUAUAACCUCAAUAGAUCAAGAUACUGUGAUAAUGACGAACAAGAAUGAAGAAUCAUCUUCAAUCCCAAUGAGCAUGUCUACUACCCCUUCAAAAAAAUUGGUCAAAUUGACAAUGUUCAAUAGAUUCUUAGGCCAAUUUGAUCCAUUUAACUUCAUUUUCAAUAUGGGUAUAGGUAUUUCAUCUACUCUGUUGUACUCGUUCCCCUAUCCUGCUCAUUGGCUGGAGAUAUGUUCUUAUAUAAUGUUUGCUGUUAAUGUACUAUUAUUCAUUUUCCAACAGUUCAUGUUUUUCCUACAUUUUAUUUAUUUCUCCAAAAACUAUUCAACAAAACAAUAUUUUGAUAAAUAUUUUAGAAAUUUGACUAAAAGUGUCUUUUGGGGAACCUAUCCAAUGGGGUUAGUCACUAUUAUUAAUUAUAUAUACCUUCUGGGUAAUUAUUUCUACACAAAGGGAAGAAUCGUAGUGGCUAAACGAAUAUUUAGGCUGGUUUAUGUCCUUUGGUGGUAUGAUAUUGUCGUAUCUAUGUUUAUUGCAUGGGGGAUCACUUUCUUAAUUUGGCAGAAUUAUUACUUCCAAGACGGUUUAGGUAAAUGGAACUUCAAAUUUGAAAAAGUGGCCGCUGAACAUUUGAAAAGUAUUUUGUUAUUAGCUGUCAUCCCAUUAGUUGUUGGUUCUUCUAGUGUCUCUAUCUUUAUUAUGUCCGAUUUAGCCACUAUAACAUUGAAUAGGAAUGUCCAACUAUUGACUAUGGUUAUCGCUACUUUGCUUUGGUUACACGCUAUCAUAUUUGUCUUUAUUCUAGUCGGGAUAUAUUUUUGGUCUCUUUACAUUUUUAAGAUCCCACCAAUGUCUCAAGUGUUUACAAUGUUUCUUGUUUUAGGUCCAAUGGGUCAAGGUGCCUACGGUAUCCUACUAUUGACAGAUAAUGUCCUUCUCUAUACACAAGAAUACUAUUCAAAGGAUCCAACAAACAUUCUUUUGCUUUCUGUACCUUGGUCCUUUAAAGUACUUGGCCUGAUAUUAAGUAUGUCGCUAUUAUCAAUGGGUUAUUUCUUCACUUUCAUUACCCUUCUAGCUAUAAUCUCAUAUUCAAAAAGAAUUAUGCUGGUGUUAAGGGUGACAACACACGUAUCUAUCAUUUCCAUCAAGGUUUCUGGGGUAUGA